This is a messenger RNA of Zonotrichia leucophrys gambelii, 1026 nucleotides long. It is a transcript of the gene VIP, whose product is annotated as vasoactive intestinal peptide. Lineage: Eukaryota; Metazoa; Chordata; Aves; Passeriformes; Passerellidae. The transcript has 6 exons. The coding region runs from base 240 to 731 and encodes 163 amino acids. Gene Ontology annotation, molecular function: peptide hormone receptor binding; neuropeptide hormone activity. Gene Ontology annotation, biological process: negative regulation of potassium ion transport; positive regulation of endothelial cell proliferation; positive regulation of epinephrine secretion. Gene Ontology annotation, cellular component: extracellular region; neuron projection. The record is from RefSeq and is a predicted model, not a curated record.
AACGUGAUUGCUGCUUCGGAAGCAGAAACGUGUAAACGCUAUAAAACGCGGUGGCGCGGCGGGCAGCUCAGAGCGUGCGGCGAGACGGAGCCCUCUUCUUCAUCCUCCUCCUCCUCCUCACCCUCUGCUGCCGCCGCCCCGGCAGCCGCGCAGCGGAGCAGGGCGCACUCCCCCAGCAUCGCUCCGCUCCGCGCCCGCCCGGCCAGACCCACCGACGGACUCGCGGCUCCGUGGCGGCCAUGGAGCACCGCGGCGCCUCCCCGCUCCUCCUCGCCCUCGCCCUCCUCAGCGCCCUCUGCUGGCGGGCGCGGGCGCUGCCCCCGCGAGGCGCCGCCUUCCCUCCCGUCCCGCGAUUGGGAAACAGAAUGCCAUUUGAUGGAGCCAGUGAACCUGACCAUGCCCGUGGGACAUUAAAAUCAGAAUCAGAUAUUUUGCAGAACACACUACCUGAAAAUGAGAAAUUCUAUUUUGAUCUGUCCAGAAUUAUUGAUAGCUCCCAGGACAGUCCUGUCAAACGCCACUCCGAUGCUGUCUUCACCGACAACUACAGCCGCUUUCGAAAGCAGAUGGCUGUGAAGAAAUACUUAAACUCAGUUUUAACUGGAAAAAGAAGCCAGGAAGAGCUAAAUCCUGCUAAACUUCGAGAUGAAGCAGAACUUCUUGAACCAUCCUUUUCAGAAAACUACGAUUCUGUAGAUGAGCUGCUGAGCCACCUCCCACUGGACCUCUGAAGGACACCUGGUAAAGUCUAUGACGAGAACAAGCUAUUUUUGAGUUCCACAUAGUAUUUCAAAGAGAUGACUUUAGUCAUCAAACCAGAACAAAUAUGUUGUGAAGUGAAAGUUGUGAUAUAUUUGUUUCUUACGUAAUAAAAGUUGAUAUUUACAUUGUAAAUAUUACUCUAGCAUUCUCUACUGAAAGCUGUACAUAUGGAUGCCAGUUUAACUCAUAAGAAGUCUGUGAGUCCAUAUGCUGUAAAUCCUUUACUUCAAUAAAUUCAUUUGAAAAUGAGUGUGCAGCUGAAAA